Xenopus laevis (African clawed frog) is the source of this 4134-nucleotide messenger RNA. RefSeq names its product RNA exonuclease 1 homolog. Bases 73 to 3189 code for a protein of 1038 amino acids. Lineage: Eukaryota; Metazoa; Chordata; Amphibia; Anura; Pipidae. The transcript is spliced from 16 exons. The record is from RefSeq and is a predicted model, not a curated record.
AAGGCGGGAUAAUGGCGUUGGUUGCGCUUAUGUCUGUUUGAUUUCAUCGAGCGCUGUUCGGAAAACGGCAGAAUGUUGCGCCCUUCUGGCUAUUUCUAUAACGUUGAAUGUCCUUUCACUCCUGGGCAGGAAUCAUUUGGAUGUUCUCGUCCUCACUGCCAGUUCCGACAUGUAUGUCCUGUGGGGGACGGAGAUGGAACACAGAGCGACAGUGACGAGACCGUCUUAACACCUGCCCCAGCCGCCGAGACUCCCAAAGAAGCCCUGGGUAAGAAUAAAGAGGAGCUUGAAAGAAUUAAUAAAGCAAUAGAAGCUGUAAAGAAUGAAGUAGAAGAAAAACAGAAGAAGCUACUGCUGUACAAAAGUGGAAUACAUAGCACACCGAAAAGCACCACACUACUGACAGAUAGCAACAGCAAUAUAUCAAGCAGCCUAGAUAUGCAAGAGGUUGCAGAUGUACAAAGUAAUGUUCCUCGUAACAUUUCAAAGAACAACCCUAACUUUAAGCAUUGCAAAAAAUAUGUAAUUGACCGGCGCUGUCCAGCUACUGAUUUGGAGUAUGACCCACUACUCAAUUACUCUGCUGGUUUAUUUGGAGGAAUUGCAAAAGAGGGUGGGGCUUGUAAAUCAAAACUUCCCCAUGAUGAUGACUUGGAAGCCGCCCCUUGCAAAAAACUGAGAGCAGCAUCUCCGAUAAGACUGGAGAUUAAACUUCAAGCAUCAGAUGAUGAAGAUAUACUUGUAAUAGAUGAGCCUCCUUUAGAGGCCAACACCGAAAAGCAAGACACAAGUAAAUGUAAUUCUACUGAUGAUGAUAAGUCUAUGCUGUUUUGUGACAGCAUUGUAGAAAACGCGGCUCAAAUGGCUUCUGCAAAUACUGAGAAAGGUGACGUUUCUCUACCAGAUACUGCAAAACACGCUAAAAGGGAAACUGAAACAAAAGCUUUAAACGUUGCUGAAACAUGUGUAAUGCAGAGUGAAAAUAUUAAUACAGAUGAUAAAAAACUUCCCUGUGCAACUCCAAAAGUAGUAUAUUCCUAUUUACCUAUUCAAACAGAAAAGUGUGAACCAAAACAUUCCCCCUCUUCCGAAUGCUCUAAAGAGAAUCAAAAGCAACUGCAUUUAGAGGGCAUAAUGUCGGCAUCUAAUCAGAAUGACUUUUGCUGUAAGUUGGAUGAAAAGCCCUUGAUGGAAAAUAAAAAUGUCUUUGGGACAUUUGGGGGGUCAGGUGGUAUUGACUGCAUGCAAGCAAGUCUUCCUACUAUUGAACAAUCUUCUACAGUAAUCGAAUUAAGUGCUAAACCUGAACAAAAAUGUCAACUGGAGAGUCCAUCACCAGGCACUGCAAAUGAUGUGAUUGUGUUAGAUUCAUCCUCUGAUGCCGUGGAUGGGUCUGAAGCUGAAACUGAUCUUUCAGAUUCUGAGGAUCCAAUGGAUGAAUGCCUCAGGAUUUUUAAUGAAUUUGCUGAAAAAGAAGCAACACAACAUUCAAAAGAGGUUGAUCUGGAUCACUCUGAAGAGUUCAUGACUGAAACUAAGCCAAAUGAUAUGGUUCCUACUCAAAAGAAAAGAAUUGCUCAUCCAUCUACUAAAAUCGAUGAUCUUUGCUUUCUCAAACUGCAGACAAAACCAAGCAACAGCAUUCUAGUUCCUUAUCGUGGACCUGCUCAACAGCAGAUACAUCAUGCAAGGAUAUUGAAUGUUCACCAACAAGCUGUUCAAAUAACAGCAGCAGUUAAAAGUGGCCAGGCCUUUGUAGCUUCUACACAAAAGAGAAUCACUGGCUGCAUAACUCCAGCUUUUAACAACCUUGGACAAAUGGUUUGUGUUAAUUUAGUUGAAGUCCAGCCAAUCUUGUCAAGCAGAAGUCAAUUUACUGGUUUCCUUCAAGGGAACAAACUUGGCACUUCGACCCUUAUGAAUGUUCCUCAAAAAAGAACCAUACAGACUAUCCCUAUAAAGGCCACUAACCGCAGGAAGCCUUCGGUUGGAUCAGAAUCUUGUUCUAAAGUGCCGCAUGAAACAAGGCAACGCUAUGUCAACUCUUUUGUUGAGGAAUUCUUAAAAGUGUCUGCGACUGUUCAAGAGGCAUUUGACAAGGCCUUGGCAGAGGAAAAAGCUAUAUAUGAUCGUUGUGGAAGUCGAAACAUGUAUCUUAGCAUAGCAGUGAACAGCCUGAAGAAGCUGAGAGACCAGCGAAGUGUUCCAGGUGGUUCAAAGCAGCCAAAAACCAAAGUUCAUGCAUCUGGAUUGAGGAAACAAGAUGACAAAAAAGAUUUUGGAGGAACUGACCUUUACAAUCUCCUCAAAGAAUAUGUACUGUCUGAUGAACAACUAAAAGACAAUGGAUUUCCCCAGCCAAAUCCAGAGAAACCUGGUAGUGCUUUAUUGCACAAUGCAGUAACAAAGUCUAUAGGUACCGAUGCUCUGAGGAGAGUUUGCUGUCGAUGUGGAGAAACCUAUUCCGUAACACAGCAAGGAAAACACGUGCGUAAGGAGGAGUGCAAUUACCACUCUGGAAAGGUAUUACGGCACAAAGUUCCAGGUGGUAUAGAAACGCGCUACAGUUGUUGUGAAGCCGUGGUGGGAACUCCUGGUUGCCAGAUGGCAAAGCUUCAUGUUCAUGAUGGGCAAAAGGAGAAUCUUGAUGGUUUUAUAAAAACUUUUAUAAAACUGCCACCUUCAGUUGGAAAUCCUGGAGUUUUCUCAGUGGACUGUGAAAUGUGCUAUACAAUACAAGGCUUGGAACUAACAAGAGUCUCUGUGGUUGAUCCCAGCUUGCAAGUGGUAUAUGAUACAUUUGUGAAACCAGAUAAUGAAAUUAUUGACUACAACACCAAAUUUUCUGGUGUUACUGAGGAUAAUUUGAAGAAUGUGUCCACAUCAAUUCUGGAUGUACAGGCUGUUAUGCUCAACAUGUUCGCUGCCGAUACAAUAUUGAUUGGGCAUAGCUUAGAAAAUGACCUUUUAGCUCUAAAGCUCAUUCAUGACACUGUUGUUGAUACCUCCGUAGUAUUUCCUCAUCGGUUAGGUCUACCCCAUAAAAGAGCACUCCGAAAUUUAAUGGCUGACUAUCUUAGACGCAUUAUUCAGGAUAAUGUUGCCGGACAUGAUUCUACUGAAGAUGCUACAGCCUGCAUGGAAUUGAUUAUUUGGAAAGUAAAAGAAGAUACCAAAGGGAAAAGAUGAACUCAAAUGUUUUGCUUCUGCACUUGUCAAAUUUGUAUUCAAAUGUCAUUGGUCUGUUGUGUGAAAGCUGCACUAGCUUAUCUAUGUAUCUAUAUUUUUUUUUGUGUGUAUCUGUGAUUAUUAGUUUUUGAUCCUAUUCCUGUUUUCUUAUGCUUGUAGAUUAUUUUGCUUGUGUAAGUGCCAAGUGUAGAGCAAUCCUAUGUUGGCUUUUGUUUUCCCCUUUAUUGUAAAUUUUUGGCAUAAUGCUCUGGUCUGCGUAAAAUGAAUGGGUGAUUUAUUCUUGCCUUUCUCAUGGAGCUACACUUUGGUUAGGUACAUUUGAGUGUAAUAGGCUAUUUGUAUAAUUAACAUUAUUUUGUUCUGUGUCAUGUGCAGGAAAUCUAGUCUUGCUUGUCACUCUAUGAUACCUGAGUACCUGCACUUUGCUGCUCAGCUACACCUGAACAAAGCCUCCAAUUCUGCUUUAUCACCUCACUGAAGCUUCAGUACAAAUAUGCAGCCUUAGUAAAAGGGUGAAAGUGCUACAUGAAACUGUUUAAUGCCUCAGAAAGCAAUAAUAUGGCUGCACUUAUUGUCUGGUUUUUUUUUCCCCCUAAAAUUUUCAUAGUAUGAAAACUAUGAAAUAUAACAGUUGAAAGGCAACUUGGGGCUGUGGUCUCAUACUAUUCUAAUUUUCUGAAAUGAUCCUAUCCUUUACGUGUCUAUGGUGAGAGGCAGCAGCCAUGUGUUCGGAACCAUUUGACAUGGAAAAUGUAUUAAAAAAAGGUUUUUGGCUAAAAGAUGAAGGCAGAGGAAAGACGCUGGUAAUUGCAGCAGCCACAUUUCUGUGGCUUGUCCAUGAAAUGUACCUUAGAGAAACAAUUUUGUAAACCUCUUCUUGGCAAAUAGAGAUUUUGGGAACAGCUAAUGCAGGAAUCAAAAUUAAAUUGAAUAUUUUUGUUGUGA